Molecule: messenger RNA, 3968 nt
Organism: Chironomus riparius
Lineage: Eukaryota; Metazoa; Arthropoda; Insecta; Diptera; Chironomidae
Source: the annotation of a GenBank genome assembly
CAAAUAGAAAGCAUAAUGCAUAAUAGCUGUUAGUAAAAAGCCAAGGUGUUGCAUUUAAUUAAAAAAUAAUAAUAACAAAAUAAGUGAAAAAUAAAUUCAAUCAAUUUAUAGAAUAGGAAAUAAUAAUAAAAGUGAUACAAUGAAGAAUGCAAACAAAAUCAAUAUAAUAUUAUUAUGCCUGUGUUAUGUUACAACAACAAUAUUAAGUGCGAAGCAAUCACAACACAGGUCAACGGCAGUCAACAACUAUAACAACCAAAAGUGUUCAAUUAGCGAAUAUACAUGUGCGAAUAAUAAAUGUAUUUCCCUCGCACAAUUUUGUGAUAAUAAUGACGAUUGUGGAGAUAAUAGCGAUGAGCCGAGAUUUUGUACGCAUUGUAAUCGAACAUACUAUGGAAAUAUAGGAGUUACGUAUCAUAUGGAGUUGCAUCGUCCUAAAGAGGAGAAAACACCAUUUGUUUGUCAACUUACAUUUACCGCAGCCGGUGGUGUACAUGGAGAUAUAGUUCAGAUAACACUACUGAAUGGAUUUACUGUGGGAAAAUUUGUGUCGUUUACACACAAUGGCUGCCAGGAUGCUUAUCUAGAAUUUUCAGAAGCAUCUCGUACUCCAAUUGGUGGAAUGUUUUGUGGACAAUCAUGGGGUCCAUCCGUAUUCUAUAGCGAGACACGUUCUCUCGUACUGACUAUAAAAUUAUUUAAGCUUUUAAGAGAUCAAAGUGGAUAUAAUUUUGAUUUUCGGAUAGAUUUCAAAUUUCUAUCAAAAGAAGAAUCCGUGGUACGAUACGGAGGAAUAAAGUCUGAACUUUAUGAGAAUAUGACUAAGUUUGAUACACAUCAUUCAUCUAAUCUUUUUGACAAUAAGCAAAUAAAUAGAAAAUCAAAAGUAAACGAGAAUUUUCAUGAUCGAAAUAGCAAUAACGAAGACGAUGAUGAUACUUCAGAUUAUGACAAGACAUAUAUAAAAAGUAAUUGGUAUGAAAAUUCAGUAAACCUUACAAAAAAUAAGUUCCAACGUCAAAAAGCUAGAGGAAAGAAUGCCACAAUCGAUUUAAAAUAUUAUCUGGGUGACUUGAUUCCAGGCACUUAUUGCUCGCGAAUAUUUAGUAACUGCGAUAAAAAAUUAUGUAGACUUCAGAGUCCAAAUUUUCCUGGAACAUAUCCAAGAAACCUCACUUGCUAUUAUGCAGUACGUCAACAUGACGUCCCACCAGGAAAACAUGCACUUAUUACUGUCAAGCAGCCAAAGGGUAACCUCGUUUGGAUAAUGGCAGGCAGUCAAAACUCACCAAAAAAUGAUAAAGAGAAAUUCCGACCACGUCUUCAAACUUGGAAUGAAUGUGACUUUGUUCAGGAUUUUGUAACAAUUUAUGAUGGCUACACGACACGAGAUCCCAUUAUUUUGAAAUUUUGUGGGGGUGGACAAACAGUUCCACAAGCAACUUCAAGUGGACCUGAAUUAUUGGUUGAAUUUACAACAGCACCAUAUGGUACAUUUAAUAAUCUACAACCGGAUACUAAUUUAUUAGCGUUUAACGGCUUUCAACUAGAAGUAGAAGUAUCAUUCGUUGACAUUCAAAGCCCCACAUACACAAAAAGUAAAAGAAGCUGUGAAUUUUGGAUACGUGGAACUGGCUACGGUAUUAUAGAAAACCCUCUCCAUUCAAUUGCUCCUAACACAACAUGUUUAUAUCAUUUGCAGGGCACAGAGAUUACAUCACGUUCAAUGGACCAACUCCAGGUUAGUCUCAGAAGAGCUGGGAGCAUGUCGACAAGUACAUCUCGCUUUAAAAUUUGGUUAUCGAUGCUGAAAUUUGACUACGCUCCAGUUUAUGAGGGGCCCAUGGAUGAAAAUAUGUUAUUGCAACCACUUAAAGAAGAUUGUUCAGGAAUGCUUAGAAUAUUUGAUGGCCAAUUAAGAGAGCCACCCACAUGUAAAGAUUUGGACUGUCAUAUUUAUGAUCGGAAUGACGCUCAACGUAUGCUUCGAUAUGGACUUAAUCAUACAAACGUCUUAGCAAGAUUUUGUCGCGGCUCGAUUCCACGUAGUUGUGAUCAUGUUGUCAUGAAUUCAAAUUAUACGAGACCAUGUACAUUACAAGAAAGCUUCUUAUCAUCAAAUGAGUAUGCAACUUUAGAACUGAAAGUGACAGAGUCUUCAGCAUUAAGGCCGUUAAACUUUAAAAUCAACUAUGAGUUUGUAGAUUUGUACCAAGAUGGAAUACCUUUCGAUAAUGAUCAAGGUUGCAAUAGAAAAUUUGUCAGCAACCUAAUUGACCAGCAAAUGGAGCCGAUUAUUUUUAGAAGCAUACGAAAUGUUUUCUUUUUUGGACGGAGUGGCGCAAUAAAUUUAAAUUGCGUUUAUCGCUUUGAAGCUCAACGAGGCGAACGAGUGAAAAUUGUAGUGCAUCGAAUGAUGUCAGGAAAUCGAACGUGUGACACAAAAGCUGAAAAUGACACACAAAGAUCGUUUUGUUAUGGAGACAAUUCAGCUAAAUUGCAAAUUUAUGAACGACCAUGGCACGAUUCUAUUAUAUUUAUAAGAAAUUGUAUUUGUAAUUCGACAACUGAAUCUGUUUUGCCACUCACUUACGUAUCCUCAAGUCGAGAAUUAGAAGUACACUUUUCAGCUAUCAACAUGACACGUUAUGACGAUCCAGAUACAUUAAAUUUUCAGGCCACUUUCGAAUUCAUUAAACCGUCAAUUCCAACAAAAUGUAAAGACACACGAAGGAAAUUGGGUAGCGAGGGAGUCAUUAGUCUCAAUGAAGGAGAGCUUGAAUGCAGAUCAAAACCAUGGCUUAUAGAACCAUCGACUGGGAAAUAUUUGUACAUUAAUUUUCGUGGUUUCUACAUAAGUCGAUAUAAUCCGGCUGUAGAAUUGCCAAUCAAUAAAUCCAUAGCAAUGAACGAUGAAACUUCUUUUGACUGCCCUACAAAAUCUCGUGUUAUAAUAACGACGGGAGAAAGCGUUACAAUAACAGCAUGUCCACUUUCGGAUGAUUAUAGUAAUCGUCAUGUUGUUGAAGUAUUCAGUGCUGGAUGGCAUCAUAAGUCGAUUUUUCAACGUCAUGAGGCGUCUCCUGCAUUAUCCGUUGAAUUUCUCACUGAUAUUUACGACUAUAAUGAAUACACAUUGACAUGGUUAGAAUUAUCUCGGAGGCCUCCGCGUGCUGAAGGAAUUGAGGACUGUCAGUUCGUAUGUCCUGAAUUGUUCGCAUGUGUUAAUGCAUCGAUAUGGUGCGAUGGGCGUGUUCAUUGUCCAUCAGGAUAUGAUGAAUCGUUUGUCCAUUGUUCAAGAAUAUUAAGAUUACCGGCUGAAGUUUUAGCUGUCAUGUGUGUCCUUCUUCUUCUUCUGUGCUGUGCUGGAAUAAUUUAUGUUCACAGAAAAAUAAAAAAUCACUGCCAACGUAGUUCGGUUCUUCAAACAAGAUUGAAGUCGUUAAGUUCUAUGGAUACGGCUGUUUUUGACGAAAAAGAUUUCAUUAGCUGACAAAACGAUUCUGUGCGAUAUGUUGAAGUUGAUCGUGUGACAACGGUUUAAUUUCGUGUGGAAAAAUUUCAUAAAACAAGUUUUUCUGUUUUGCAUCAAAUUUGCAAAAUCAAACGACAUAUCGUACAGAAAGUUAUAUUGAGUAAUUUUUCUCAUUCUCUCACUUUUCCUCUUUCUCUCUUUAUCCUUUUUACUUCCUUUACUUGAUUAUUAUGGUAAAUAACUAAGCCAAUAAUUACAGUAAUUCUUUCUGACUCUUUAAAUAGAAAGAAAAUAAAAGGAAAAUUAUGAUUUGCAUGCAAUGCGCUAUUACGAGUAAUUAAGCUGGCUAAUAUUUUGUUAUUACAAAAAAUUAAAAUUAAAGCACAUUUCCAGUGCUUUUUCAUUAAUUUACUUUAUCGUUGCUGAUGAUCUCUUACAGAAGUUAUGGUUGUUAUAUUUAUAGACAAUUCUCAAAUAUUACAAUACUUUAACA